Molecule: messenger RNA, 858 nt
Organism: Miscanthus lutarioriparius
Lineage: Eukaryota; Viridiplantae; Streptophyta; Magnoliopsida; Poales; Poaceae
Source: the annotation of a GenBank genome assembly
AUGUCGAGCUUCUUCCCAUUUCCAGCCGCUCCUCUCGCCGUUCUUCUCAUCGUCACGCUCCACGCCUCCACCAUCCAUGCGCAGAUACCUGCCUCGGCAACGACCGGCGCCGCGGUGGCCGCGACAAACCCGCAGCCAGGAGGCAGUGGCGGCGGCGUAGUAGGCGCGGGCGGGCCGGACGCGCCUCUAGAGCUCUACAUGCACGACAUCCUGGGCGGGUCGAGCCCGACGGCGCGGCCCAUCACCGGCUUGCUGGGCAACAUCUACAACGGGCAGGUCCCGUUCGCGCGCCCCAUCGGCUUCAGCGCGCCCAGGAACGGCGUGCCGAUCCCCAACGCCAACGGGCAGGUGCCUACGUACAACGGCAACACCGGCAUCCCGCUGGACACCGGCCUGUCCGGCGCCGGGUUCCUGCAGCCAGGGAACGGCGCCGGAGGCGCGGCGGCGGCACCGGCGCAGGUGCAGCUGGGCCCCGACGGCCUCAGCCUCGGGUUCGGCACCAUCACGGUCAUCGACGACGUGCUGACGGGCGAGCCCGACCUCGGCGCGCAGCCGCUAGGGCGCGCGCAGGGCGUGUACGUGGCCAGCUCCGCCGACGGGUCGUCGCAGAUGAUGGCGUUCACGGCCAUGAUGGAGGGCGGCGAGUACGGCGACACGAUCAACUUCUUCGGGGUGUACAAGGUGGGCACGCCGCUGUGCCGGCUGUCCAUCACCGGUGGCACCGGCAAGUUCAAGGGCGCCUGCGGGUUCGCCGAGGUGCGCUCGCUCAUCGCCUCCGGCCAGCACGUCACCGACGGCGCAGAGACGCUGCUGAGGAUCACCGUCCACCUCGCUUCAGUAGUAACUCAUCUAAAGUAG